AAAAUUAUAUACACGCCAAAUAUCAUGUUGGUCUCUUGCCUUACUAAAAAGAUGAGUCAAUACUAAAAAUGUACAAAUCCUUCGUAACAAGCUCAGAAAGUAGGCGAUCCAGGUUCGAUCCUUGGCUGAGGUGAUAUUUUUCGCAAUAUAUAUUUCCGGUGGGGGGAAUAAUAAAAGGGAUCUUAAUCGAUAUCAAUAAUAUUGAUCAUCGAAUUAUUAUAGAACCACUACAUUGAAAGUCUGCUAAACCAAAGCGACGCCGCUUAAACCAACCCUAAAACGAGGAAGAAAGUUCAGGUGGCGAUACUAACUUACUUAUUUCACGCAUGCGCAUUCUAUCUUGGCCAACACUGACAUCAAAGAUGCCGACAGAGAGUUGCACUACUGUAUAUACUGUGACUGUGCUCAAGUCGCCUGCGGUCGUCACUGGUUGAAUCGAGAUAAAUAAUGGCGGAACUGUGCAUUGUUAUUACGUGUGGACGAUAAUGGUUAUUUGUAUUUUAGUACGUAAGCGCACGAGAUAUCGGUCCUGUCUGAAGGACUCACCAGUUGAGAUGUGUUUCCGCGUUAUAUCGCAAAUGUGACUUCAGCGAGAUCACCGCGAUGUGAUGCUGCGCGAGAGUUUGGAAGAUCUCGCGGCCGUGUAAUUUACAGUAAACAGCGACAUACCCAUCGAGAGAGUUCCCUGACGUUACGACACCCCGUCGAUCUGUCCCGCUUCCGCAAAUGGGAAGGAUGAACCGCGUGUUCGUCAAACGACAUGAACGGUUCAGGAGGUAUUUUUGAUAACGCCUCCGUUUCCCCCUGUGAUGUGACAGAAUCUUGACGUACGUGGUGCUCGUACGCCCUACGUGCGCGUUGCUUGUGCCUCUGACGGAGUACCGAUUUUGUUAUUCAUCAUGGUGCAUGGUAACAUACCGAAUGCAUAUAAAUAUAACUUUUGGGCGGAGAGGCCCGGAGAUGUCCAGGAACCCACGGUGGUGGAACUCACGUGCCUGAUGCCAAACGGUGUGGUCAUACCGUUUGAGAUCAAUCGCAAUAUUACCUUAGAUCAGAUCAAGGAGGAUCUGUGGGAUGAGGCUAGUAAAUAUCCUCUUCACGGAACAUUGAAAGAUGCGCCGUCAUAUGUAUUUUCCUGUAUCAAUUCAAACGCAGAGAUAGAGGAGUUACGAGAUGAAACGAGACGUCUCUGUGAUAUAAAGCCCUUUUGUUCGAUAUUAAAAGUUAUAGAACGCGAAGGUAUAAAAAGUGAUAGAAAUUUAGAUUCAAAAAUUGGUCUUUUAAUCGGAAAAGGCUUGCACGAGUUUGCUGCCUUGAAAAAUUCCGAGGUCAACGACUUCAGAUGGAAAAUGCGAGUCCUGGGGGACGAUGUGGCGUUAAGUAGACAGAAAAAAUGCUGGGCGGAAAAAGUGCAUUAUCAGUUCCCCUCGAGGAUAGCGCCAACACCUACCAUACCUAAGAAUAUUGAGACCCGUUUAAAAGACGGAAAUAUUGUUUUAGUUACUACAUUCGAAAAGUCAGAGAUAUCGUUUACUUUUCAAAUAGCACAUACCACUACGCCUCCCGAAUUACUCGAGACAAUCCUGAACAAAAGGGCAAAUACUCUCAAGAUUCGCGAACAACCAAACGAUUUUACGCUUAAAAUUUGCGGACAGGAAGAAUAUUUAAUCGGCGAUAAUAUUCCGCUUAUACAAUUUAGCUAUAUUCAAGAUUGCCUAGCGAAAGACGUUGUGCCGAUGUUGGUUACGCUUAGCAAGCAGAGCGUACCCAUGGACCAAGAUUACGCCUUCGACAAUCCGGACGUGGAUACGUUGCAACGUACGAAACCGUCGUCCUCCACGUUGACAUUACGUAAAAAGGGCAAGCAUAUCUCGGCGUGGAAAAUCGAGGAGCCUUUUGUUUUUACCGUAAAUGGAAUUUCUCGACUUAACUGCGAUGCUGCGCAUCGCACCGUAGAGAUUGGAUUACAAGCUGGCCUUUUUCACGGUGGAAAAUCCCUCUGUGAAAGUCAAAAAACCAAAGAAACUAUUGUAAGUUCUGACGGUAGUUGCGAAUGGGAAGAAACUCUGAAAUUCGACAUUAAAGUCAGAGAUAUACCGCGAAUGGCACGGUUAUGCUUCGUGUUAUACGAAAUUAGUAAAACUGCGAAAGGUUUAAAGAGCCGGAAAUUGGUAAGGGAUUCCAAGCAGGAGUUUUUUAUAAAUCCUUUAUGUUGGGCGAAUACGACGAUAUAUGAUUUCAAGUCGCAAUUAAAAACGGGUGCUAUGACGUUAUAUACAUGGACUUAUGCGGAGGAUAUACAGAAUGAUGAUUUACUUCAUCCCCUCGGGACAGUAGUUUCUAAUCCACAUAUAGAUAGAGCAGCUGCUCUCAUGUUAACAUUUCCAAACUACGGAAAGGAUCAAUGUGUUCUUUAUCCUACGCCGGAGAAAAUGGUUGAAUAUGCCCAAACUUUGCGAGAACAAUCUAAUGAACGCUUAGCUAAAGAUGAAUUAAAUCAAGAGUCUGAUGUUAGUCAACAAUUAGAACAAUUAAGAUUGCUAGCCGACAGGGAUCCACUACACGAAUUACACGAACAAGAAAAGAAAACGAUGUGGGCAUUAAGGCAUCAUUGCCUCCGUGAGAUCCCAACACUUUUAGCGAAGUUGUUGCAAUGUGUAGAAUGGAACGAUCAUAGAGAAGUCGCGGAAGCUACAGCGCUUAUACAACAAUGGCCGAAAUUGUCAGUAGAAAAAGCAUUAGAAUUAUUAGAUUAUGCUUACGCUGAUCAAAAUGUCAGAAAUUUUGCCGUUCGCUGUUUAAGAGAUGUUACCGAUGACGAUCUCAGCCUGUAUUUGUUGCAACUGACUCAGGCCUUAAAACACGAGAAUUAUUUGGCGUGUCCUUUGACAGAGUUCCUCUUAAAGCGGGCACUUAAUAAUCAAAGAAUAGGACACUUUUUAUUUUGGCAUCUCAGGUCAGAAAUGCAGGUUGGUGCAGUAUCCGUUCGCUUCGGUCUCAUCCUGGAGGCAUAUUGCAGAGGAAGUCAACAGCAUAUGCGGUCGUUAGAUAAGCAGAUGAAAUGUUUGGACAAGUUGAGGAGUGUCUCGGAACAGGUGAAGCAGAAGAAAGACCGUAAGGCGGCUCUUCAAGGCUUCCAAGAUUUCAUUCAGGAAACGCACUGUCAAGAGGCGAUAUCCGACGUUCUUAAUCCUCUUGAUCCUAGUUUCAGAUGGAAUCGCAUCAAAGUCGAAAAAUGCCGGGUAAUGGACAGUAAGAUGCGUCCGCUUUGGUUAGUCUUCGAGAACAGCGAUCCUUUCGCCGAAGAUAUUUAUUUAAUUCUUAAGCACGGAGAUGACUUGAGGCAAGAUAUGUUGACCCUCCAGAUGCUCCGUAUUAUGGAUAAGAUUUGGAAGAAGGAAGGAUUAGAUUUACGUAUGAAUCCAUAUGGUUGCAUAUCCACGGAGAGCAGAGUCGGGAUGAUAGAGGUGGUGUUGAAUGCGGAAACGAUCGCGAAUAUUCAAAAGGAGAAGGGCACGUUUUCCGCAACAGCGGCCUUCAGGAGGGGUUCCUUGUUAGCUUGGCUAAAGGAUCACAAUCACUCGGAAUCGGCGUUGAAUAAAGCGAUCGAGGAAUUCACUUUAAGUUGCGCAGGUUAUUGCGUGGCAACAUAUGUUCUUGGGAUAGCCGACAGACAUUCUGACAAUAUAAUGGUUAAAAAGACUGGACAAUUAUUUCAUGUCGAUUUUGGUCAUAUUCUGGGCCAUUUUAAGGAGAAAUUCGGAUUUAGACGCGAACGAGUACCCUUCGUUCUAACCAACGAUUUUGUACAUGUCAUAAAUAAAGGUCAGACGAAAAAGGGGCACGCCGCCGAGUUUCAAAGAUUUCAGAGUCAUUGUGAACAGGCUUUUCUCAUUCUGCGCCAACACGGAGGUCUUAUACUGUCUCUAUUCGCUAUGAUGAUAUCUACUGGGUUGCCUGAACUCUCGUCGGAGAAAGAUCUGAAUUAUCUUAGAGAUACCCUGGUCCUAGAAAUGUCCGAAAGCGAGGCACAAAAACACUUUAGAAGUAAGUUCGACGAGGCCCUCUGUAACUCGUGGAAAACGUCGUUGAAUUGGGCGUCGCAUAAUAUGUCUAAGAACAAUAAGACUACAUGAACGGCAACAAUCGCCAACAGCGCGUGAGAGAUCCUACGCACUUAAUAAGUACCGUCAUGACGUCAUCGAACAUUACCUCGCGUUGCGAAAUGUAAUAUCAGGACGCUGCGGCACAUUUGGCGAGCACAUUGGCUUGUCCGAGGCUUCAGAAGAAGGAAAAUAAAGCUGUCAUUUUUCGACAGCCAUUGUCGUCAGGAUUGGAAAUCGACGACUAUAAUCAGUAUUUGAGACUGUAUGAUCGUUGCUUUUAGCAUCAGUGGACAUUGCGCUCGUAUUGUCGAGAAAGAAAGCCAGAGGUGAUUUAGUAGAGAAUGAUUUCUCGAGACUCAAAUAUAUUAGACUCGUACAGUUUUGAAGCUCUAUUUUGUGCAGCAUAAGCAGUCGAUGCCUACGUUCGAUAUGAUAGUACUUUCUUAAUGACGGACGUACGGUACAUAUCAAACAAAAACUUUUUUGUGUAUUUUCCUUGAUUAAAAAACUUUGAUUCAAAACACAUUCUGAAUUUCAUCGAUUAAUUCGAUAUUUUAAAUUGUAUAAAAUUAAUCUGUCAAGAUUAUUUCGAGAGUUCAUCUUGUUGAUGGAUUAAAUCUAUUAAAUUAGGCGUCAUUCUAAAAUCAUUUAUGAUGACAUGCCGAAAGCCUGUGAUGAUAUACAUGUGAUUUGUUACUUUGAACAAUAAACACCACUGAAUAUUGCUAUCUCGCCAACCUGAAGAAAUUAAUUUUGAUUUUGCAUAUAACGAAAUGGAGAUUUUUUGUAUUUGAUACGGAAAGACAUGAGCCAUAAUGUUAUUUAAUUUGGAAAAGCGAAAGAAUUUGGAUAAUCAUUUUGAUAGUGAGUAAAUGAGUGAUACGGUUUGCUCCGUGUCACAUAGGCAACGACAGUGUGAUAAUCCAAAGCAAUAUCUAUUUUGCGAAAUUGCCCACAAUAGCACCGGUAAAAGCAUCACGACCAAACGAUCGGCCUUGGACGAUCCUGAUCGAAAUAAUCAGUAUUUCUCUUAAACACGAUUGCGCGAGAAACUGCGAACUAAUUGCCGAUUUGUGUAAGUGCGCUCCGCCAACCGAAGAUAUUUUUCUUACGUGACUUUCUUACGUUCGAAAGUUUGCAUCUCGAUCAACAGAAAAGUAACGAUAUAUUUCGUACUGAUGACUAGUAAAAAAAAUUCCUAAUUAUUAUCACGCGUGAUAUCGUGUUUGAAAUACACAUACGCGAAAAUAACGAAAAAAAAAAAA
Messenger RNA from Pogonomyrmex barbatus (red harvester ant), 5371 nucleotides. It is a transcript of the gene Pi3K92E, whose product is annotated as phosphatidylinositol 3-kinase 92E. Gene Ontology annotation, cellular component: phosphatidylinositol 3-kinase complex; plasma membrane; cytoplasm. Gene Ontology annotation, molecular function: 1-phosphatidylinositol-4-phosphate 3-kinase activity; 1-phosphatidylinositol-3-kinase activity. Gene Ontology annotation, biological process: cell migration; phosphatidylinositol-mediated signaling; phosphatidylinositol-3-phosphate biosynthetic process. The record is from RefSeq and is a predicted model, not a curated record. NCBI's taxonomy places the organism in Eukaryota, Metazoa, Arthropoda, Insecta, Hymenoptera, Formicidae.